GCAAGGCUUCCCCUUCGCCUCCGCCGGGGUCCGGACCCGCCUCUGUCUCUGCACACCUGCUCUGGGGGUGCAGCAGUUGGAAGGGCGGCUGCUCGGAGCCCGAUCCACGGCCUCCUCCUCCCGAGGCGCACCAGGCAGCAGCCUCUUCCUUCGCCGGAGGGCUCCUCGUCCUGCUGCGGCGCCUCGCCGGCGGGAGCGGCUGACUGGCGCCGCCGCCAGCCUGGAGGGAGGCGGCAGAGAUCCUCGACUGCCCCGCUGUACAGUGGAAGGGGAGUAGGAGGGGAAGGUCCCUGCCCUGGACGUGUCAGGGCGCAGCUGCUUGGUUGGGAAGGGAGUCCGUCGGGGGCAGCCGGGGGCACCGGGAGGGAGGGAGCGAGCCGCCGCCCAGAGGCGCUGCUGCCGCUGCUUCUGACGGUGGGCUGCCCUAGUGGCCAAGCUGGGCUCGAAGUACCGCCAGGCGGCAAGAGCCUCCGCCGCCUCCUCUGUGUCUGAGCCGGGGAGGAGGAGGAGCACACAGAGGCAGCCGGAGCGCCAGGCCCGCACCCCGAGGCCAGCCAAAGCCCUGCCCAGGAGGAGGAGGAGGAGGGGGGCGCCCCAGCAGCCCGCUCACAUGAGGAUGAAGGGCGGCGCCGGGCUGGGCCAGAGCAGCCGCCGCCUCCUUCUCCUCCUCCUCGGGGUCCCGGCAAGUUGCGAGCGAGCGCCCCUCCGCCCUCCUGCUGCCGGCUCUGCCCCGUGGCGAGCGCUCUUCCUUCGCCCCGCCGCCAGGCGCUGCUCGCUCCUCUGCGUCCGGGCGCGGGCUGGUCCCGGCUCGCCGCCUCCUCCUCCUCCGGCCCUCCCUCCGCCCGUCCCUUGCCAGCAGCAGCAGCAGCUUUCGCUUCGCCUUCCUGCUCGCCCGCCCGCCAUGGCCCUGCUGCUGCUGGUCGGCCUGAGCGCCGCGCCCCCGACGACGACGACGACGACGGAGGUGUCCCCGGCGGAGCGCGGGCUGGUGCUGGCCUCGUGCGCGCUCUCCGGCCUGGGCUCCGGCCUGCUGGUGGCCACCCACGCCCGCUGGCCCGAGCUGCGCACCCGGCCGCGGCAGCUGCUGCUCUACCUCUCGCUGGCCGACCUGCUCUCGGCCGCCUCCUACUUCUACGGGGCGCUGCGCGACUUCCCGGCCUCGUCGUGGGACUGCGUGGCGCAGGGCGCCCUCUCCACCUUCGCCAACACCAGCUCCUUCUUCUGGACCAUGGCCAUCGCCCUCGACCUCUACCUCACCAUCGUCCGCGGCGCGCCGGGCAGCACCGGACUCCUCGCCGCCUUCCACGUGGUGAGCUGGGGGAUUCCACUCGGCAUCACGGCGGCAGCCGUUGCCAUGAAGAAGAUCGGCUACGAUGCCUCUGAUGUCUCCGUCGGCUGGUGCUGGAUUAACCUCAACGUGGAGGACCGGGUCCUUUGGAUGCUUCUUGCGGGGAAGGUGUGGGAGAUCCUGGCCUACGUGACAUUGCCCAUCUUCUACAUCCUCAUAAAGAAGCACAUAAAUCGAGCGCACGCGGCACUCUCGGAGUACCGCCCCAUCCUGUCGAGUGCCCCGUCUUCCUCCCCAAGGACUUCUGUAGCGGACAAGAAACUGACCCUGAUUCCAGUGAUAUUCAUCUUCCUCCGCAUCUGGAGCACGGUCCGGUUUGUGCUGACUCUCUGCAGCUCCCCUGCUGUGCGGAAUCCCGUGCUGGUGGUCCUACACGGCAUUGGGAACACAUUCCAAGGAGGAGCCAACUGCAUUAUGUUUGUGCUUUGCACGCGGGUGGUUCGGAACAAGCUUCUUUCUUGCCUGUGCUGCUGGUCGUACGAUAGCAGGGGUCAUUCUGUGUCAAGCCCAGAAACCCUCUUCCAGGAUCAGGCUUCUCCCAGCAAGGACUGGCAGGAAAGUGAGCGAGCAAGGGCUGAAUUCUCAAGCACCUGAGUUCCAAAGCAUCGGCACCUUAGCAAAGGACAUGGCCUUACUCAGCCUGGAUUGUAACUGCAAGCAAUGUGCUAUGAAGUACCUGCGGAGUUAGCUACUUGGGGAAACUAGCAACUGUUUGGAAUCGUCAUGGGAAAGCAGUAAUAGUGGCAUUGUGAUGGACAUAUUAUAUUGCUCACUGGACUCCAGCUUGCUUUUCAUUUCUCAGGGCUUCUUGGAAGAUGUUAUGCAGACGUGUUCCAGCUUCUGAUUUCAAAUGUUCUUCUCUUAAGAGGCUUUGUAGUUACUUGGAAUUGGGGCAUUCUUAAUAUAUUUUUUAAUUCUUAUAUUGGGUGGGAAGGCGGAAAUAUUAGUAAUCCUGAAGAGAGUGGGUUUUUCUCUUUUCUUUUAAAAGAGUAGUCAGUUUUGUGCCUAGGAUUGUUCUAUUCAGGGAAUCCUCCAGUAAAAUCUGCUGCUCUGUGCUUGAUGAUGACCUAACCGGGAGCCUGAUUCAGAGCUGGAUAAUGAUUCAGAGGUGGUAUAGCCCUUGCGUGGGGACUUGCACAGGGAACACAUUUGGUUUGAAAGCACACUCACUUCAAAGCCUCGCCACAGCAUAGAGGAAGGGAGAAAAAGAGGCCUGGACUUAACUUCUGAGGUCUGCUGUACAAACGGAACGUAAGAAAGGCCUAGACUAUACCUUACCAUGGAACUGUGGAAGGAACACUGUGAAAAAGCUGGAUGUUUCUAGUUAUGUUUGUCAUAUUAUAAACGAUGUGUUUGUUUUUUAAAUUUUAUUUUUAGAGCAAGGAGGAGACUAAUUUUGAGGCAUCUUGUAUUGCUGCUGCUCUAUUUUUUGUUUUUGAAUAAAAAUAAAAUGAUCACUCUUUUGGUCCUCAGAA
Messenger RNA from Hemicordylus capensis (graceful crag lizard), 2823 nucleotides. RefSeq names its product G protein-coupled receptor 157 (gene GPR157). Gene Ontology annotation, molecular function: G protein-coupled receptor activity. Gene Ontology annotation, cellular component: plasma membrane. The record is from RefSeq and is a predicted model, not a curated record. NCBI's taxonomy places the organism in Eukaryota, Metazoa, Chordata, Lepidosauria, Squamata, Cordylidae. Bases 611 to 1942 code for a protein of 443 amino acids. The transcript is spliced from 5 exons. Gene Ontology annotation, biological process: cell surface receptor signaling pathway; adenylate cyclase-activating G protein-coupled receptor signaling pathway.